Messenger RNA from Recurvomyces mirabilis, 2073 nucleotides. RefSeq lists its product as uncharacterized. The record is from RefSeq and is a predicted model, not a curated record. Gene Ontology annotation, molecular function: protein binding. NCBI's taxonomy places the organism in Eukaryota, Fungi, Ascomycota, Dothideomycetes, Mycosphaerellales, Teratosphaeriaceae. The transcript has a single exon. Bases 1 to 2073 code for a protein of 690 amino acids.
AUGGCUCAACUCCAGCCCAAAGCAGCCGACAAGCUACUCCAGCGACCACUGUACGUCUUCGAUCUGCCGGAGGGGUUACUUUAUACACUGCAACUUCGGGUACAGUCUAUAGUAGGGUCGGCAGAAGAGGCAGAAGUGCCAACACCGACCCCCACAGAAGGUCAGACAAAUGGCAGCCAUGAUGAUCCCACCAAGGCCUCAUUGUCGUGCGCUCUAUGUAGUCUCACCUUCACCAACCUCCAAGAGCAAAGAAGUCACGUGCGAUCAGACCUGCACGGCUACAACUUAAAGCAGAAGUUACGGGGGAAGAAAGCGGUGGGCGAGAAUGAAUUCGAGCGGCUAGUCGGGGAACUGAACGAAAGUCUGUCGGGCUCAGACGACACUUCCUCAGAAGACGAGGACGGGGCAGAGGAUGGCAGCAGACCGAAGGACACCACACUGAAUGCGCUUUUAAAACGCCAAGCGAAACUUACAGACGGUGAUGCGGACGAUGCGCCCGUGAGAAGGAAAAAGGACAGUGGCAAGCCACCACUGCUCUGGUUCACGUGCUCGAAACUGCCAUCGAAUACACGUCUCGGCUUCUACCGCGCCGUCUUCACCAACACCGAGCAAGCGAACGAGGGAAGUCUAGUUCAAACCAUUCAACAGAAACAGCUCGCACCAAAAUCGCCACCCAAGCAACCACCGAAGCCGAACCCCUCAGCAACAGUAGCAGACGACGAAGAAGACGGUGGCGUACCUUUGCCCACCACCAUCACUACUCUGUCCACCCCCACACCAAGCCAAUCCCAAGGACCUCACUACUUCCUCUGCAUGAUAGGCGGCGGCCACUUCGCCGCCAUGCUCGUCUCCCUCACCCCCAAAUCCAGCAAGCAGUCCGGCAUCGAGGACCGCUCCGCCACAGUCCUAGCACACAAAACCUUCCACCGCUACACCACCCGUCGCAAACAAGGUGGUAGUCAAAGCAGCAACGACAACAGUAAGGGAAACGCUCAUUCCGCCGGAGCGGGGAUAAGACGUUACAAUGAGACUGCUCUGAUCGCGGACGUGCGAGCUUUACUGGCGGAGUGGAGAGCUUGGAUUGACAGUGCCGAAUUGCUGUUUGUCCGAGCCACGGGGUCGACGAAUCGUAGGACGCUUUUUGGGCCUUAUGAGGAGCAAGUACUGUCGCUCAAAGAUGAAAGGUUAAGAGGUUUUCCCUUUUCGACGAGGAGGGCGACGCAGAGUGAACUGAUGAAAGGGUUUGUGGAGUUGACUAGGGUCAAAGUCAGUGUUGUUGAUGAGGAGGCGGAAGCCAGACGAAUAGAAGAAGCCAAGGCCGCUGCGGCGAGGAGGAAGGAUGCUGCGCAGAACAAGCUCGAUGCUUCCACGGCGGCGAAGAAAGCGAACAAGCCGUUGAAGCAGGACGAGGAGGCUGCGGUGCAUACGACACAACUCCAAGCUCUGAUCCGACGAUCCAAAGCACCCGCCCUUCUGACAUACCUCCAAGCUAACAACCUCUCCCCGGGCUUCCUCUUCCACCCGCCGGAGCAAAACCAUCAUGCUCCAACGCCAUUACAUCUAGCCGCCGCAUCGAACAGCGGAGCCUGCGUCCUCGCUCUACUAACAAAAAGCGAAGCGGAUCCUGCGAUCAAGAAUGGCGAAGGCAAGACCGCCUUCGACAUAGCCGGCGACCGCAACACACGCGACACCUUCCGCCUCGCCCGCAAUCUCCUAGGCGAAGCCCGCUGGGACUGGCCCAGCACCUCCAUCCCCACCCCCCUCUCCCAAACCGAAUUCGACGCCCGCUCUCUGCGCGAAAAAGAGGAAAAAGCCGCCGAGGAAGCGGCGGAGAAAUCGCGACGGAAAGCCGAAGAAGAGCGGAUUAGAAAGGAAGACCAGGGGAAGCAGGGUGCAGAGAAUGAGAGGAAGUUCGGGAAGGGGAAUGUGCUGUCGAAACCCGUGUUGACGGCUGAGCAGAAGAGGCAGUUAGAGGGCAGGGGGAUGACGGAGGAGAUGCGGAUGAGGUUGGAGAGGGAGAAGAGGGCGAGGGCGGCGGAGGAGAGGAUUAAGCGGAUGACGGGGCAGAAAUGA